AUGGAUUUUCGCGCGAAGAGUGACAAGAUAUCUGCUGAUGCCAAUAAGCCUCCUGGCUCUUCUCAAUGCCCGGUGUCCUAUUUCCAGUCCUCCCUUUCGUCACGCGAGAAUACGGCCAACGCGGACGGAUUCGGCUCGACAUUGGAUGGGAUUGACGCCUACCCAACAUUGGUCAGCGACGGUCCUCAAACGCCUUUGAAUCAGAUCUUGCUGCCAGCCACGGAGAAGUUGAAAUAUGCUGCUGCAAGACAGACCGAGUAUACCCCGUUUCCAACUAGUCCAGGGUCCUCCGACUGGCUCCCAUCGUUCUCACCGCAGAAUGCCUUCCUUUUGCGAACCUACGAAACAGGGAUAGAGUCCUGGAUGGACGUCUUCAACUGCUCGCAGUCGUAUCAGCAGGGUGUCCUUCAGUCAGUGCUGCAGUUGCCGCUUCUGCUGAACUCGACCUGUGCGCUUGCGGCUGGUCAGCUCAGCCGGAUAACGGGUCCGCGGACCUGGGCGCCAGUGGCCGAGCACUACUACAGGGAAAGUCUAAGUGUGCUGAGAUCGUCGCUCAACAACUCUACCGUGAACACCGGGCAUGCCUUGGUCGCCGCCAUUCUCCCGAGCUGCUACGAAUUGAUGGCGUUCCCGGGGCCCAACUAUCACCGGCACUUUCGUGGCGUCAAGUCGUUCGUUGAGGCGCUGGAGGCUCGGAAAAGCCAUGAACUGGGAAUGUCCGAGGACGCAGGAUCCCACAGUAUGGCCCAAGCGGGACCCGCUCAGACCGAAGCCGCGGGGGAGGAUCUCUACUGCCACAACGCUCUGAGACUGUGUGGGGAGGUUGUUCACUUUAUUUUUGGUAUCACCGACAAGACACCGCGCGGCAAGAAAUGGGUGAAUCAAUGGUCGGCUUUGCACUCGGAUUGGAACGAAUGGGUUCAAGGGUACCCAAAUACACUGUCGGGAAAUGUUUCUAUUCUCUCGCCAUCCCAACAAGACCCCGACCGCCGCCACGACCCAGACACCGGAGCCAUGGACCCUGAACCCCAGAUCCACCACGCCGAAAAUGUCAUCGAUAUCGCUCUCUCGAACAUGCCCGACGGCGUCCUUAUCACCACGGUCCAACCGGUCUUCCACGCCACCCGCCACGUCCGUAAAGCCGUCAGGAGGGACGAGACCAUCCUACUUCUACAGGAUGUCUAG
Molecule: messenger RNA, 1185 nt
Organism: Cladophialophora bantiana CBS 173.52
Lineage: Eukaryota; Fungi; Ascomycota; Eurotiomycetes; Chaetothyriales; Herpotrichiellaceae
Exons: 4
Coding region: 1-1185 (394 amino acids)
Biological process (GO): positive regulation of transcription by RNA polymerase II
Cellular component (GO): nucleus
Molecular function (GO): DNA-binding transcription factor activity; transcription cis-regulatory region binding
Source: RefSeq, a predicted model, not a curated record